Blastocystis hominis is the source of this 846-nucleotide messenger RNA. RefSeq lists its product as hypothetical. Lineage: Eukaryota; Bigyra; Opalinata; Blastocystidae. Gene Ontology annotation, cellular component: endosome. The transcript has 5 exons. The record is from RefSeq and is a predicted model, not a curated record. Gene Ontology annotation, molecular function: GTPase activity; GTP binding. The coding region runs from base 1 to 846 and encodes 281 amino acids.
AUGUCAACAGCCGAACCAGAAGAGAGAUACGACUAUUUGUUUGUCUUGAUUGGUGACACCGGGGUGGGAAAAACGAACAUCCUUACGCGCUACGCGAAGAACGAGUUUUAUACAGAUACAAAAUCAACGGUUGGAGUGGAAUUCGCCUCUAAGUGUGUGACUAUUGACAACAAAACGAUCAAGGCGCAAAUUUGGGAUACAGCGGGACAAGAACGCUAUCGAGCCAUCACCAGUGCGUAUUAUAGAGGAGCUGUUGGAGCUCUCCUUGUAUAUGAUAUAACAGUGAGAUCGACAUUUGACAACAUUGGUGUAUGGUUGGCAGAGCUAUCACAUUAUUCGGAUAACGACAUGACGAUCGUACUAGUAGGAAACAAGUGCGACCUAGCCAAUCUGCGAGUCAUCGAAUCGCAAGAAGCCGUUCAAUUUGCUGAACAGCACAAUAUUGCGUUUAUCGAAACUUCUGCUUAUGAUUCCACUGGAAUCGAUAAAGCCUUUGAAACCAUUCUAAGCGGUAUAUACACAUGCAUUUUGGUUCAUCCAAUUAUAGAAAUAAGCAAACGAAUCGAUGCACAUGACACCGAUAUUCGUCCAAUGAUGCCUAUACCGCCCUACGACUCGGGCCUAUCUCCAAGUCCACCCGAAUCGGAAAAAGAAAACUACUGUGGUCCAGCAGCUUGCUGCGUUGUGAACUGCUCUUGUUUUUUAAAAACCUCACAAUCCGUUCAAGCAAGAAUUACCAAACUUCAUAGAAAGAUCAUUUUUGGUGAUGAUAACUCCAUUCGAACGCUUGGUGGAAUACGCAGUUCCUCCAAAAUCAAAUUAUCGUUGCUUGGAGUUGUCGCCUGA